Molecule: messenger RNA, 505 nt
Organism: Megachile rotundata (alfalfa leafcutting bee)
Lineage: Eukaryota; Metazoa; Arthropoda; Insecta; Hymenoptera; Megachilidae
Product: peritrophin-1
Cellular component (GO): extracellular region
Molecular function (GO): chitin binding
Source: RefSeq, a predicted model, not a curated record
AUGCAGUUUGCAGUAUCCGGUGUAAAGUGUCACAAAUUCGGUGCAGUAAUCUCCAAACUAGAAAAUGAAAAUAGUAGCAUUUGCUGCAGUUUUGUUGGCGGUCGUUUAUAUCGCGCAAGCGAUUGAAUGUCCGCCACAAAAUGAAGCGGACGUCACUCUGCUCCAAAAUCCAGACGAUUGCUCGUCUUUCUACCUGUGCAACGAUGGGAUACCAUACCUUAUGUUAUGUCCAGAAGGACUUCAUUUCAACCCUAGAUUAAGGGUGUGCGAUUUACCUGCAAAUGCACGAUGCCUAUCUGGAACAUCUACCACAGAAGAACCUGAAGAACCUUCCACGACCCCAGAAGAACCUGAAGAACCUUCCACGACCCCAAAAGAACCUGAAGAACCUUCUACGACCCCAGAAGAACCUGAAGAACCUUCUACGACCCCAGAAGAACCUGAAGAAGCUUCCACGACUGUAGGCACGACGGAACCCAAUUUGAACGCAACCGUGAUAGAUUAA